Molecule: messenger RNA, 750 nt
Organism: Kwoniella botswanensis
Lineage: Eukaryota; Fungi; Basidiomycota; Tremellomycetes; Tremellales; Cryptococcaceae
Exons: 4
Coding region: 1-750 (249 amino acids)
Biological process (GO): rRNA processing; nuclear-transcribed mRNA catabolic process; ribosomal large subunit biogenesis
Cellular component (GO): nucleolus; preribosome, large subunit precursor
Molecular function (GO): RNA binding
Source: RefSeq, a predicted model, not a curated record
AUGCCCAGAUCAAGGAGAUCCAAAAUCACCACACUUUCCAAGACUCCCGUGCGAUCUACGAAAGCCUCAAAGCAAGCUUUGGUGAAUGAGAUUCGAGCGACAGUCGAUAAAUAUGAUCAUUGUUGGAUAUUCAGCGUAGGGGACAUGAGGAACGAUGGUUUGAAAGAGGUCAGAGCUCAGUGGAGAGGGACAGGUAGAUUCUUCUUUGGGAAAGGUAAAGUCAUGGCGAAAGCUUUGGGAGAAACACCCGAGACGGAGUAUCAAGAAGGUUUGUCCAAUGUUGCGAGGCGACUGAAAGGUCAAAUUGGAUUAUUCUUCACUUCUCAUCCAGUGGACGAAACUGUUGAAUGGUUCGAAUCAUGGUCGAAGAAAGAAUACGCAAGGAUGGGAGCUAGAGCCACUCAAGAAAUUACAUUACCAGAGGGUCCAUUAUUGACACCCUAUACCGAAUCCAACUCUGGUGACCCCUUCCCUCACUCUAUGGAACCUCAAUUACGUGCUCUCGGUCUAAGUACAUCGCUAGUAAGGGGUGUACCAUCGUUAAACAACCCUCAUCUACUCUGUAAGAAAGGAGAGAAGUUGUCAAGUGAGAAAUGUAGGAUAUUGAAAUUGUUGGCUGUCCAAAUGGCCGAAUUCAAAAUAAUACUCGGAUCCAGAUGGUCAAAAGAAUCAGGCUUCAUACAAGGUAAAGAAUUAGAUGGAGCAGAGAGCGACAACGAACAAGAACAAGAAAUCAUGGAUCAAGAUUAA